Blumeria graminis f. sp. triticale is the source of this 1464-nucleotide messenger RNA. NCBI's taxonomy places the organism in Eukaryota, Fungi, Ascomycota, Leotiomycetes, Helotiales, Erysiphaceae. The record is from the annotation of a GenBank genome assembly.
AUGUCCAUGACCCCGCAGGACAGCGCGAGGAAUACUUUUAUAGCAGGACCAUCUCAACAUGUAUUUCGAGUUCAUACUAAUAUUCCGAAUAAUGCUUCGACCUCCCAGCCGCGCAACUUUGGUCGUCCUGGUAUGGGCGUUCUCCGGCCUCAUACUCAACAAGUAACCUAUACCGGGCCAUAUGCGUCAAACCCAGCAACUCGACCAAACCUCAAUUCCACAACAUCCGCAGAACAGCAGAUUGCCCAGGGUGUCCUAAGUAAUCCCCCAAUAUCUACAAACUCGAACACUCCACAACGGCGCCCCCCCCCUCUAGUCUCAGGAAUACAUAUAUCUAAUAAUGGCACGCCUCAAAACCAACCCAUCAGUACCAGCCGUGCUCUAAGCUCCUCGACAGGCUUGAAUCAAUCUCAGAGACAACAACGGCAAUCACAAAAUAGCUCGCCCGCUCUCCAACAACUUAAUGUUCAGAGACAAUCCAUGAAUUCCUCUCCUGUAAAUGGUAUUGGAUCAAGGCCGUCUGAAGGACCCGAUGAAGAAUCACAAGACCUGUCCAUGAUUGAUCCACAACUUGGCUUGGACCAACAGCUUGAUCCGAACAACGCUAUGAUAAAUCAAGGCACCUCUGAUGUUCCAACUAUCACCCAAGGUGAGAUGCUUUCACCACCACCAGGAGGAAGCUUUCCAACCUUUGAAGCACUUUUUGCGUUCGCUCAGGCGCAUGCUCUUGCCCAUGGCUAUGCAUUUGUUAUUGGCCGAUCAAAACGAGAUAAUCGAGGAUUAAAAAAAGUUUUUUUAAUUUGUGAUCGUGGAGGUACAAAUAAAGAAAAAGUACACGGCGAGCAACGUCAGAGGAAGACCAAAUCCCGUAAGUGUGGCUGCGAGUUUGGCGUUUUUGGACUAGAAAACAAAACAGCUUGGCUCCUGAGGGGCCGAAUAGACGGAGAACAUCUCAUGCACAAUCACCCUCCUAGUGAAAGCCCAACAGAACAUCCUGGGGCUAGGAAGCUAGACCCUAAGGCCAUUGCUGCGGUCAAGGCCUUGGAAGAGAACGGUGUCUCUGUCAAGGAAACCCUUGAAAUCCUUCAUCGAGAAAAUCCUACCGUGCGAUACCUUCCUCGCGACAUCUACAAUGCGAGAGCAGCUAUAAAACGGGAUCCAUCACGCGUCGAGGCAACCGCAAUGGAAGAGCUACCAACAUUUUACAAGAAGCCACCAAUGACAUUUGAGGAGAAAUUAAGGGCGGAGUUGAGGACAGAAGUUGCUAAUGCUCAGGCAGAAGUAGAGAAGACUAAAGAGGCAUGGAGGAAGGAAGUGGAAGAACUGAAAGACCAGCUUAGGAAUAAAGAAAAGAUGAUACAAAAGUUUGAAAUGUUUAUUGAUAUUUGUAACGAACGGGUCAUGGUACAACGGGAACGAUUAGCCGAGGGAGAAGCUGAGGGAAGUGGGGCAGAUCGAGGUUAG